This is a messenger RNA of Trematomus bernacchii (emerald rockcod), 630 nucleotides long. RefSeq names its product polymerase (RNA) II (DNA directed) polypeptide L (gene polr2l). The transcript is spliced from 3 exons. Gene Ontology annotation, molecular function: DNA binding; DNA-directed RNA polymerase activity; zinc ion binding. Gene Ontology annotation, cellular component: RNA polymerase I complex; RNA polymerase III complex; RNA polymerase II, core complex. NCBI's taxonomy places the organism in Eukaryota, Metazoa, Chordata, Actinopteri, Perciformes, Nototheniidae. Gene Ontology annotation, biological process: transcription by RNA polymerase I; tRNA transcription by RNA polymerase III; transcription by RNA polymerase II. Bases 177 to 380 code for a protein of 67 amino acids. The record is from RefSeq and is a predicted model, not a curated record.
GUAAGCCUUUGUGAGAGUUGCGCUUUUAUUUUGAAGGAAACGGGCAGGAAGUGUGCAUCGAGAUAACGAGGGAUUCUAAGCUACGCAGCUACCAUCACUUUCUUGCUGCUCGUUUCUCUCAUAAUAACAUACAAUUCAACGUUUUUUGUAAACUAUAUUGCUUACGGUGUCCUACAAUGAUCAUCCCUGUCCGGUGCUUUACGUGUGGGAAGAUCGUGGGAAACAAAUGGGAGGCAUACCUCGGCCUACUUCAAGCCGAGUACACUGAGGGUGAUGCUCUCGAUGCCCUGGGCCUGAAGAGAUACUGUUGUCGGCGGAUGCUCCUGUCUCAUGUGGAUCUUAUUGAGAAGUUGUUGAAUUAUGCCCCUCUGGAGAAGUGAUCAUAUCUGGCCACCUUCAAGAACAGCAUGGACUUUGUAGGGUUGUUGCAUGGAUAGAUUGAAUGUCCAUGCAACAGCUUUGUUAGUAUAUUGAAGUGACCACAGACUACAGUGAAGACGAAUGAAACAUACUUUUUUUUUUUGGUUUAAUGCAUUUUUUUUUUAAAUAAAGCUGUUAAAUGACACUGUAACCUGUAUUACUGGCUCAUGUAUUUACCGUACUCUUUUGACUGGUACUAUAGAGGGAAGA